This is a messenger RNA of Arabidopsis arenosa, 391 nucleotides long. The record is from the annotation of a GenBank genome assembly. NCBI's taxonomy places the organism in Eukaryota, Viridiplantae, Streptophyta, Magnoliopsida, Brassicales, Brassicaceae.
AGAGGAAGAAAUCAGCAGAGAAAAAAAAAUGUUGUUCUUCUCUUACUUCAAGGAUUUGGUUGGACAAGAAGUGACGGUUGAGCUGAAGAACGAUUUAGCCAUAAGAGGAACUCUUCACUCAGUUGAUCAGUAUCUGAAUAUCAAGCUUGAGAACACUAGGGUUGUUGACCAGGACAAAUACCCUCACAUGCUUUCAGUGAGAAACUGUUUCAUCAGAGGAUCAGUGGUAAGGUACGUGCAGUUACCUAAAGACGGAGUUGAUGUUGAUUUGCUUCACGACGCCGCUAGAAGAGAAGCUAGGGGUGGCUGAUUCUGAAAAGUCGUUGUAUCUCCAAAACUUAAAUACUUUUCAUUUGGUGUAAUGGCUUGAUAAUGAAUGUUUUCCUGAUGU